Cydia pomonella (codling moth) is the source of this 451-nucleotide messenger RNA. Its product is annotated as holotricin-3-like. The transcript has 3 exons. The coding region runs from base 109 to 360 and encodes 83 amino acids. The record is from RefSeq and is a predicted model, not a curated record. Lineage: Eukaryota; Metazoa; Arthropoda; Insecta; Lepidoptera; Tortricidae.
UAUUGGAAAAUUUUUGAGGUAAGACGUUUUCGCUGGUAUUUAAGCCACGGUGGGAAUCAAAAUCGCAUAGUUCCAGACAAGAUUACACACAGUCAGUACCUCAUAAAAAUGGUCAAGUUUUUGGUAAUUAUGGCGGUAUUGGUGGCUGCGGCUCUAGCUUACCCAGGUAGCCCCGAUGACCACGGAAGUCACGGUCAUGGUGGUCAUGAUGAUGGCCAUCACGAUGGCCAUGGCCACGAAGGCGGUCACGGAAGCGACGGUCACGAUAGUCACAGCCACGGAGGUCAUGGGGGUUCUGAAGGUAGCCACGGCAACGGCGGCGGCGGCGGCGGCGGUGGCGGAUAUGGCCAUCAUCAUUAAACUUUCUUGUUUUUGUAUAUGUAUGCUUCAAAAAGUGAUACCGAUCGACUUUUAAUUAUAUCUACCAGCAAUUAAAUUUUGGAUACUAAAA